CUGAACGUUUCACAAGUGUGUCGUAGUUUGCCAUUGACACGCGUUUCAGAAGUUCACCGGUUUGACUGGACAUUGCACAAUCUCUAUGAAGAUUGUUCAAUUGCCUUUAAACUUCGCUUUAUUAUAACAAUAAAUAAAUGCAAGAGCUCUAAGUUAGACAAAAUUUAAUACUUUUUAUGUGUGGUCGACUUUACGUUUUUACGAUUAUUUAAAACAGUAGACAAAUGUAAACUGUGUUGUAUGUUUUAUAAACUUGUGACAUGAAAAAUAUAAAUGUAGUACCGGUCGUAAUAAUUUGCCUUUAGGUUAUUUUAUUUUAUUAUUUAUCGUUGACAAUUUAUCAUGCAGUAAGCAGGUAAAGUUGAAUAUUCGAUUACAAAAUUGCUUUGUUUAUGCAAUAAUAAUUUUACAUUAAGAGGAAGGAUUGCGGAAAUAAUGGAUGUGGAAGAUCUAGACUAUUCUUUGCGAGGACACAGCAGAUUCGGCCAGGACAUCGGUAGUGGGGCGGUGAUCGUGCAAGGGAUCGGUUUCGGUGGGAAAGCGAGACGGCAGCCGAUCAGUCGCGUUGUCAGAAGUGUCAGAAGGAAGUGUCGCGGCGAGACCGACGCUCGUCACCCCGUCGUCAGUCGCGAAAAAGAAGCGGACCGGCACGUUCGGCGCUCAUCGGCUAGCAGGCUCGCGAUCGCGUUUGUCGCCUGCGCCACUGUACUCACCUGUCACCUAGCCGAGUUUUACCUACGCGCGAUUGGCCGAUGCGCCACGUGCGCGAUGGGCAUGAUGGGAAUGUUCAAGUGGCUACGAAAAGAUGUCACGCAGAGAGAACGAAAUGGAUGGAAUUUAGCACAGAAGCACUAUGGUCUUAACAACGAAUCUUACCGAAAUGCUCUACAAGCAUUCAUAGACCGCAGACGACCUUCAGACGACGUGGAGACGGAAGCACCAUGUAGUCCUGACAAAACGAGAGCCGAUCUCGUCGCAAAGAAUAAUAACAAUAAAUACGAUAAUGAACGCAAAUCCCAAGAAUCGAAGUUUGUUUUGCGUGGUAUACCACACGUGCCAGCCUCAGAGAUUUUUGAGAUCGGCUGGAUAGCGGGAACCGAAGACCGAUACCUGGAGCUGAUUUUUGCCGAAUGGCAAAACACAAGAGUUUCUCUAAAAAGGCACAUUCAUCCGGAAUGCAAAGAUGCAGUGAAAGCUGACUUAGAUGUACUUCUGGAAAUCCCACAUCCAAACGUGAUACUUUUGAUGGGCGUUACUAAUACGGACGACCACGGUCUGGUCUCCAUUUUCGAAUCCGUCGAUUGCACCCUUUACCAUUACAUACACGAACAGGGUGAACGGAUAUCAAUACAGAGCAUUGCAAAAAGCGUAGGAAGAUUAUCCGAUGCCUUACGACAUUCCCAUGUCCUCGGAUACGUGCACACUGCCAUCAGCUCGCACUGCGUCUAUCUGGCUUCUAGCGGCAUCGUCAAACUCGGUGGAUGGGAGUUGGCUAUGCACGUCGAUAACCCGAAACCGAACAGGGAAUACGAGGAGCGGUUAAGAAACGAAAUUUUUCGUUGGCAAGCGCCAGAACUUUUCGAGAGUAACGAACCACGUAAAGAGAGCGAUGUUUACGGGCUCGCCAUGUUGAUUUGGGAAAUGUGUACAAUGCAGGUACCAUGGAAAGGAUAUAGCAAAGUAGACGUGGAGCGACAAUAUGCACAACGGAAACGCGGUAUCACUAUGUAUUUGUAUGAUUUUCCGCCCUUGCUUCACAAUCUACUAGACGCUGGACUGCAAAUCGAUAUUAACAAAAGGACGCUCGAUAUGAAUCGAAUGCGUAGAUUUCUUCAAAGACUAGAGAUGCAAUACGAAGACGAAGAUCCCAUAUAUGUCGAUCAGCACUCGAACAAUAACAACGAGGCUGGAAAGACUUAUAUCCUGUCAAAGUCGAAGUCGUCUGCAAUAGUAAGGAGUGAAAAAUCAGUGCUAACAAGAAGUAGUUCAGCCAAACAAUUGUACUCCGCGAAAACUUCGGAAACUUCCCCGACGAAACAAUACUUAAUCGCGAAGAAACUGGCGUCUAAGCAAAGCGGCAACGUGAAAACGACGGCGCAUAUUGAACCAAUAAACAUAUUCAAAGACAACACACUAAAGAACAUGAACGUGCUUUAUAACAUGCAGAGUAAUUACAAGAAAAGCAAUUGUUUAUAUUGCACAUCAGAGGUCUCGGAUACCGUUCGAAACGAAGAAACGAGUUCGAUUGAUUUUACGCCACCGUGGAACUAUAAGUACAAAAAAGUUAAAGCCCCCGAGGAAAGUGUAGAUUCCUGGAUCACAACUAUGUGCUCUCCGACAUUAGACUUCACCGAUGACGAAUCUUAUAAAGAUGCCAGGACGAAUUUAAAGCAGUUGAAGAAAGAUCUGGCGGACAAGAGGGAACGCUUUUUCUAUGAAAGUGAUACGUCCCAAAGUUCUUCGAUUCCAAAUCUCAAAGCUAAGAACAAAUUACUAACGCAAACUAGGAGCAAAAACUACGAACCACAUAAACCAGCUAGUCACAAAACAAGCAUCGAACCAAAGUGUAAUAAGUCCCCGGGCGAGUAUGAUUCGUCUUGUAUGAAAUCGUCGAGUUACCAGUACCGUAAGAUGCCUUACUCUCACAUGCCAAUGCCCAUUAAAGAAGCAAUAGCACAGCCGCAAGUUUUAAAUUCCGAUCCACAAAGCUUUUUCGAAACCUCUUUGUGGAGAAAGGAAAAGUCAAUUUGUUUGGCCAAAAUGAGAAAAUCAUGUGGUGAUGAAUCGACACACUAUGCUCAGAGUACAAACAGUCAUGCCACAGUUCCUAGUACGACUUUUACCAGAAACGCGACAAUAGAUUUAAACUCGCCGAAGCGUGACAACACAUACAUUCUAAAUAGACAGUCAGAAGGAACAGAAACUAGUCAAGAAAGACAUACAGCAAUGUCUGAAAACAUAAGUGAUUCGACAGAUACAACCUUGCAGAUUCUAAAAGACGCUUUGGAUCGUGCUACGAAAAUUGUUCGCAGUGCCACGCCAAAUUCUGACGAAUCGUGUCCAUCGCCUCCAUUCAAAACUUACGAGAAUUUCGAAAUUGUUAUAGACGAUAAUCAAAUUAACAAAUCCAUUUUCGAAGAUCUGUACGACUUGCAAGAAAGUAAUGAUAAUGAGGAAAUUAAAAGUAUCGAAAAAUCAACUGAGAGUAACACGUUUUUGAUCGAAAAAAAGAACUUCGAUGAAACGACGACAAAAGCAAUGGACAGUAUUGAAGUUUCGAAGAAAUCUGAAAACGAUAUUGCCGUUAGCAUCACCAGCCACGAAAACUCAAUGCAUUCGUUCGAAACAACGUUUGCCAGAAAUUUCGUUUGUGAGUCCAUUGCUGAGGUAUCGAGUGAACAUAAUUGUUCUUACAACGAUUCGAAAUUGGAUAAAACGUCUGAGUCAUGCAAAAACAAAAGCACCACUGUUGAGAAUCUGGAAAAAUCUUCGGAAAAUUUGGAAAAUCUCAUAACGACUAAACAAAGUAACAAUAAGGAAGAGACAACUCCUAAAAAAGAUCAAGAAAAACAUAAAGCAACGAAUCUUCAUUUAAUGUUUCUAAACGAUUCAUCGAACACUAAAAAUUGCAAUUCAUGUCAUCAAAGCGCUUUACCAAGGCGACGUUCUUUACCAGCGGCACUGAGCCAAUUAAGACUAAGUAAUAGUUCGGCGCUUGGCAAACUACCUAUACGGAGAGGGGAUGUUCGUGAUAAUACCGUUGAAGAUUUAUAUAUAGAUGACGAAUUCGGCGACAGUUUAAAUAUUAAUAUGGUUUUGUUAGGCGAAGAUGUACCAAUUGAUGAAGAUUUCUUAUCUGACAUAUCUAACUUAGAUAUUACAAAAUAAUAAUCAUCACUUUCAUUAUAAUAAUUUAUUAAAUUCUAACUUUAAAAAAAUACAAUAAAUGUAUUUUAUGUUCAUCUCAUUGAUAUUCAUAUAAUAGUCAUAAAUAGUACUAUAAUAAUGUAUAGUAGCAUCAGAGUACUGUAAAAUUUAAAACAUAUCAACACUUUUGUGUAAAGCUUAAAUAUAUGUAAUAAAUAACACCAUUUAUGUGAAAAAUAUCUGAUAACAAAAAUAAAUGAUUUUAAUAUAAAAUCUUAAUUAUAAUUA
Molecule: messenger RNA, 4155 nt
Organism: Nomia melanderi (Alkali bee)
Lineage: Eukaryota; Metazoa; Arthropoda; Insecta; Hymenoptera; Halictidae
Biological process (GO): mitotic sister chromatid separation; intercellular bridge organization; male meiotic nuclear division
Cellular component (GO): intercellular bridge; kinetochore; midbody
Molecular function (GO): protein kinase activity; ATP binding
Source: RefSeq, a predicted model, not a curated record